GGUUUUUCUACUUUCAUACAAACCAGAAGAAGAAGAGCACACAACUGCGGUGAAUAAGCAUUUUAGUUCAUUCGUCGAAGUUUUAAGACGUCACCGUGUGCUUAAAGGUUUACCACAACAAAAAACAUUUUUUGACUGCUCAGCGUAAAGCAACGAAGUUCAUUUUAUGCGACAAAAUCAACGAUGAAGAUCUUUCUGGAGGGCGUGGAAAAGUUUGUUGUUAUCACGUGAUAGACCUCUAAUGUUUGAUAAACUAUUUCUUUCUUAACCUCCAGUUGUUUUGGUUUCGACGUUCAAAGGUUAUUUUAAAAGAAUGCCUCAACCGAAGUACAGAAAGAUUGCUGUAUUGGGGUAUCGUUCAGUUGGAAAAUCCUCCCUUACGAUACAGUUUGUAGAAGGACAAUUUGUAGAUUCCUACGACCCUACUAUUGAAAACACUUUUAAUAAAAUGGUGUCUGUGAAUGGUCAAGAUUUCAAUCUCCAGUUAGUUGACACUGCUGGACAGGAUGAGUAUUCCAUUUUUCCCCAGUCUCAUUCUAUGGAUAUUCAUGGUUACGUUCUGGUGUACUCUGUCACUUCAAUGAAAAGUUUUGAAGUUGUGCAGGUUCUUCACGACAAGCUUCUUGAUAUGGUUGGAAAGAUACAGGUACCUACUGUUCUAGUUGGAAACAAAAAAGACCUUCACAUGGAAAGAGUGAUUAAACCAGAAGAGGGAAAGAAGCUAGCUGAUUCCUGGGGUGCUGCUUUUAUGGAGUCAUCUGCGAAGGAAAAUCAGACGGCUGUAGAGGUUUUCAAAAGGAUUAUUCUGGAAAUGGAAAAAGUGGAUGGAAACGCCCCAUCAGAGGAGAAGAAGUGUGCUGUGAUGUAAGGCAUGCAGUGAACUCACAUGCUGAAGAUACAAACCACAUCACCAUGCCAUUAAUUAUAACGGAUCAGUUGAAUAACAGGUCCUUACCUGAUGAAUAAUGUCCAAAUACAGUCAGAUUUAUAAAUCAGUGCUCUUCAAAACCAAUGUCUGCAAACCUAUCAACAAUCGUAUUGGGAAUAUUAAUGCUAUUUGAGGCUAGAAUUACUGAGGAAUAUUACUUUAAAAAUCUCCCAUCCCUUCUAUCUUCAGCUUUACUACGCUGACUGACAUUUAAUUUUACAGGUAUUAACCUGUCUACAUAAACUGUCCCAGAAUAUCUCAGUUACUCUUUUUUUUUUUUUUUUUUUUUUGAUCUUUUGUUUUUCCCUUAACAUAGAUUUACUAAUUUGACUUUUUUGAGUUAUCAACUGAAUUAAAGUGUAGUAGUUGAAUUAAACUUGGUUUAUAGAGACUGUCAUAAAGACGACACGUAUGACAACUGUGUGCUGUGCUUCUCUCCUUUUGCUAGGGGAGCAUGUGAACAGUGUGGAUAUAUACACAAUGAUGUAAACUGCUCCCUAAAAAACUUCCACUGUACCCCCAAGUGCCACCGCUGGUGCAUUUUAUACACAAUCAAGUGACUGCAAAGAACUGUAUUUUUUCAGAACCUUCGGUAUAAAAGUAAAUAUAUGAUCUUUAGAGUACCACUGCUAGAUAUGCAGCCUUUUUUCCCUUUUCAUUUGUUGGAGUAGUUUUUGCUUUAAUGAUUCAGAAAUGAACAUGGUUACCUUUAACGGUGCCCUUCCCCCCUACUUAUUUACACCUCUGUCAACAUAUAUUAUCUGUACAUUUGGAUAUGAAGGUGUUCAUUAAAUAAGUAGACCUUUUUAGUAUGAUGCUGAACUUCAUACAGACCAUUUGCCAUUUUUAAGGACAUAGUCUAAUAUUUACAUAGUUACCAAGGACCAGUCAAUUCCUUAUCAUCAUUUCCCUCUCUGGAGACUAAUAUUAGCUUAAUCUGCAUUUAAAAGCAGGCCCACUAACAAUUUCUCGUUAGAGCAGUUAAGACUGAUGAUUCUCCGGCUACUGAAAAAUGUCAUUUACACAAUGCCCCUCUGGUAUCUUUUGUGUUAUCCUAUUUAGUAAAUAUUAAAUAGCACUAUGACACGGGUACAAUCCAGAAAUCUCCUGACCUAUACUGCAUUAAAUCAGCACUACUGAAGCUCAGGGGUCUUUACUAUCUGACCUCCUCCUUUUCUUGUGGUGUUCAGAGUGCCAGGUGCCAUUUUUAUAAUUUUGUCAACCUUCAUUAUAAUUUUAGGGACUUCUGUAUAUGGAUUUUUGUAUGUGGAAAAAUAAACACUUAAAGAAUGUG
Molecule: messenger RNA, 2222 nt
Organism: Danio rerio (zebrafish)
Lineage: Eukaryota; Metazoa; Chordata; Actinopteri; Cypriniformes; Danionidae
Gene: rhebl1
Product: Ras homolog, mTORC1 binding like 1
Biological process (GO): signal transduction
Cellular component (GO): lysosomal membrane; plasma membrane; endoplasmic reticulum membrane
Molecular function (GO): GTPase activity; GTP binding
Source: RefSeq, marked validated